This is a messenger RNA of Onychostoma macrolepis, 9039 nucleotides long. Its product is annotated as dynein axonemal assembly factor 8. The record is from RefSeq and is a predicted model, not a curated record. Gene Ontology annotation, molecular function: dynein complex binding. The transcript is spliced from 28 exons. Bases 966 to 5327 code for a protein of 1453 amino acids. NCBI's taxonomy places the organism in Eukaryota, Metazoa, Chordata, Actinopteri, Cypriniformes, Cyprinidae.
UUGUUUAAAUAUAGGCUAAAUUACAGUCAUUUCAAAUUGCAGUGUAACUUUACUUAAACCCCCUAAAUUACCCCAAUAUAACCCAAAUAACAUACUAGGCCUACAGCUUCCAGUUGAAAUAUUUUAGAAUGUUGCAGUUCUGAAGAAUUCUCUUUUUUUCUCUCUCUCUAAAGGGUCAUGAACAUUCCACUCCUGUGUCUUUCCACCACAUUAGGCCCUACUGUUUAAUUUUAAUGUGUUUAAUUACACGUCAUAGCAUGUUAUGUAUCCUAAAUACCCAAAAUAACCAAUAUUUUCACACUAAUCCCCCUCCCCCCUAAAUUUCACAAAAUCACAGCUUGAUUGCACAUAUCACAAAUUUAUUUUUCUCACACAUCACAUCUCAUAUUUCGCUCUUCGCGGACGGCGUUGUUUCCUUAUUUGUAAACUUGAUAAAAAGUUUAUCAAAAGGGGCAGUAUAGAGAUCGGACAAUCAUGAGGAACAGUUGUGUGUGUGUGUGUGUGUAAUUUUCACGCAAACAAUUAUGUUUAUUUCACUAAAUCAUAUGAUGGAUUAAAAAAAAAAAUGUAAAAAGAAAAAGAAUGUAUAUAUUUAUAUGUUUGUUUUAAAUAAUAAUAAUAAAUAAAUAAACAGAAAGAACUGGAUUAGCAAGUUUCGCGCCAAAACAUCUACGUGACAGAAACGAUACACACAAACUUGUCAACAAAGCUGUGUAUGCUCUGCAGCGCUUGCGGUCGCCAUGACAACUACAGUUUUGCUCGUUGGCGUCCGACCGCCUUUAGAGUCAACAUACAGCUGCUGUUUACUACAGUAUUUUGAGAGGAAAAAUUCGCACCUGCCAAAUAUAUUCAGAAAUGCAGAAGAAUUUGCAUCUAGACGACAUUAUUUCCAAGAUACCAUCCCUCGACUCUGACUUAUCAUCAGUAAGUUCAAACUGCUGUUCUCUGAUGAUACUCUUUCACAGAUGUCCUUUUUUUUUAUCGUUAUAUUAACUGUGUUUAUAGUUGUAAUGGUUAUUUUUGAGCAAGUCAGUGAGGUCCAGUCAGACAAUGAAAGAGAGGUAUCUGUCCUUCAGCGACCACCAGUGAUUCACUUGGGAGGAAGCAGCAUGAUCCUGGAGUGUCCAAAAUUUGAGCUUCCUGUGGGUCAGAAAACAGAAGAAUCACUGAAUGAAAAAGUGCUGCAUAAAACAGAAUGCAAUGUACCUUUGCAACAAAAAGCAAACAAGACUGAUUGGAUAGAGACCCAGUUCUGUCCUGCUUUAUCACUGACGCCUCUUGAUGCCUGGGAUCUUGACCAAGUCCUUCAGACUCUACGGCAACAAAAUCCUCUUGUCAAGCCAAUUCAAUGUGAUACAUGCGAAGGCAAUGACAGUGAAAUGCAUGAAAAUGAUUUAAUGAAGCAGCUGGUUGUUUUUUGUGACAAGAAAGUAAAUGAGAUGGAAAUAAAGACAAAUGUUUCAUCUACCAAAACCCAUAAUAUACAAGAAUCAUCCCUCAGAUGUACUGGGAGACAGAUGAAUGAGACAGACUUUAAAGGGACCUCUUCACAAUUACAACACAAUCAAGACUCUCCUACCAUAUAUAUUGAUUUGCGCAACAAUGCAUUUCAAGCAAAACAAUCGGUCAUUAGCCAGAGUAACAGUGUCAUAAGUACUGUAAACUCGGACAAAAAAAAGAGCUCCACUAACAAGACAUCUAACAAAAAUGCAAGAGCAAAUGGACAGAAAAGAGAAUUUUCUCAGAAGAGUUUAUUACUGCAAAAUAUAAGACGGUCAAAAAAAAGUAUGUUAGAGAUGAGCUGGAGAAAUCCACAAGAUUUUGCUGAGGAUAAGCAGAAAAACUCUUCAGGGAAAAGUAUAAAGGAAAACCAGCUUCAUGAUUCUGAAACUAGUUGCGGUGAACCUGGUCUUCAGCAGGUCAAUGUCUGCUGCUCUACUGUGAAAUAUGACCAACAUAAACAGAGUACGCCAUCUUCUAACAUUCCAGCUGCUCAAAACAAGCAAAGAGAGCAACACAGUCAUAAAAUCAGAUGGCAGAAGGAUCUGAAGUUCAUGCAAGCAUUCAGACCUAAAUAUUCUGCUAAUAACUCGGAGGAAGCUGCUGAGAGGACUGAUAUUCUUUAUGAGCCUGAAGUAUCGUACCUUCCUUCGGUGAACACUCUACCUCCGGAUCUACAGAUGAAGGAGUGUUUGCUGCUGACUGUGCCUUUAUCUAGUCCUGGGGUGGUGGCUGGAAGAACGCAGAGAAAAACACAGACAGUGGAUUCAGUCUUGAUCAAAUCACAUAUUUACAAUGCAAUCAUAGCAUGGUUCAUGUCUUUGACUGAUCCCAAAACCUGUGGGAGAAAAGGCAACAAGCUAGAUGCCCCUUUCUGGGUGGCUGGACUGCAGCAGUUUUAUAAGGAAGAUGGCUUGGCCUUGUACAUCUGUGCUACGCCUCUUGAGGAUGGUCAGAUUGGCUGUAGAAAUUCCAGGAUGAGGAAGGUGGAUAGCGACGAGAGCAUGUUUUACAGACGAGUUUGCAAGUUCUUUGCACAGAUGCCAUUGAAGACCGUUGCGUUCUGGGUACCUCAGCUUACUCAUUUGCUGGAGGAACAGGCUUAUCCUACCCAUGUCCACUUGUCCUCAUCCUGCCUGGACUGCUUCAUCACUGUCAACCCAAAUCGAGAGUCUGUUGAAAAGGUCUUUAGUAUGAUCCCAGGAUUUUACUGGCAAACUCUGGAAACAGAAGACCAAAAAUGUCAAAGCGCAGAAGCCACAAUUUCUCAAGAGUGUCAUACUGAGACAGCACUUGUUCUGAUAGGCAGUGCACUGUUUCUUAACCCAUUGGCAAUGCAUCACACACUUGAGCUUAUGUGGAGAUCAAGUCUAGAUGUAUGUGGUAUCCGCUUCCUCUAUCCACCUCAAGAGCUGCUGACAAACUUUGCAGUCAGCAAGUCAGUUAUGCAUGAAGGGGAACAUUCUCAUCAGCCAGUGCUUAUCAUGGCUUUCCGUGGUCCUCACGCUAACUCGGUGUGGCAGGAGAUCACAGGGCCAUCAGACCCCCAGCUGGCAAGGCGGACAGAUCCAGCAUCCAUCAACGCCUUGUACCGUCACGGUCAAGACCAACCCCUGCUCUACUCACCCCGUCUUGCCAGUCUUGUGCAUCUGGGGCUCUGCUUGUGGUUUGGUGGAAGAAUAGCAAAAAACAGCCUGUCAACGAUCCAGGACUCUGGUGACAGAGGAGUCAGUUGUUCCCAUCUUCUGACCUCUUCUCCAGCGAGUUUAUGUGCCACAGAGAAAGCGGAUAUAUUUCUCCUUGUGUCUCCUGUGGUUGGACCACACUGUUACAGCUAUAUACUAUCUGCAUGUGCAAAAACAGGCUUCGGUCUAUUGGGACUUCAAAGAGUGCAGAUCUCCAGGAAACAAGCGCAAUCUCUGGGACUGACUGCAAAGCAGGUAGCAGCAUUCUGUCAUGCUUCUACAGUGUUUCUGUCUGGAGAACAGGUUGAGCUGUCCUCUCAUUGCCUGGUGCUCCUCAUGAGGAGAGAAAGUGCAGUUAAACACUGCUCCAGACUGCCGAUAGGUCUGAUGAAUGAGCUUGCUGCACAAGGCCUUAUUGGAUCGGUCCGUUCAAGAUUCACAGAUGUUCUGGGCCCACAUGCUUGCUUUCACACUGUUCCCUACUCUAAAAACCACCACAGUGUUCUGGGUGGGCUCAUGUGGACAGUGCCGAAGUGUAACCACGUGGUCUUGUCCAAACACACAUAUCCCUCUUGUCCAGAUGCAGAACAGGUGGUGGUUCUCACAUUGACUGGUCAAAACAUGGUCGAGAAAGAAAUGGACUUUCUUCAUAAGGUUCUCAAGGGAGAUGCAGGAGGACAAGAGGGAUUUGAGCUGCUGGCACUAAAGUGGGAGCCCAAGCUGUCUCAGCAGCAGGCACAAGAGUUGAGUCCGUUUGAGAUCGGAGAAAAAGAGUGGCAGAACAGUCUGCAGAGCUUGACAUCCACUCCUGCCCUGGUCAUGGCUCUGAGGAGGGUGAGGGCAUUCAUCACCCUACGAAGACUUUUACCACAAAAUUACCCAGGAAACCUGCAUGUAUUGAUGUCCCCCACACCUGAGACAGCUUUCAGACAGACCUGUCUCUUCUUCUCUGAGGCAGAAUUGGUCCCUGAUCACACUAGUCGUCCAUUAUUGAAAUUCUUACCGCCUCAUCACAUUGACACUCCUGGUAUGUACAGAUCCAAGCCAAAGUAUAUUUCCCCCCCCUAUGCGCUCUGGGAACUGACUGUCAAUCUCCGACAACCCUCAGGUCUCAGAAGUCAGUCGCUUUACAGUUACAUGACAGUGGGCCCAGAGCCACUUUUGACUCUAGCUCUGUUCAAGCCUGGAGCCUGGAGACACCGCUUUGGUAAAAUUCUCACCGUAAUCAAACAGAACGGAUAUACUCUAGCGGGCUUACGUGUGCUUCUGCUGGACUCGAGCGUGGCAAAUGCACUGAUACAUCCACCAGAACAACAGGAUCCCACUGAGGAGCUGGAGUUGAAGUACUUGAGCUCGGGCCCCUCACUGGCUUUGGGUUUACUGAGAGUGAAUGCAGUAAAGAGGCUGUUGGAGCUGAUGGGCCCUGAGGAUCCGGUUGAAGCCCGUACUAUAGAUCGGACUCUAUGGAGGGCCCAGUAUGGCUCUGACAGGCUGCAUAAUGGCAUCUAUGGAUCUCCAUCUUAUCGAAAGGCUGUAGAAGACAUAAAACUGGUAUUUCCAGAGGGUGUGUGCUGCAGUGAAACUUCAGUUAUGAGACAUGAGAAGGUAUCCUGCUUGCAUUCCGAUCCUGAAGCUAGUUUGGACCGUGAACAGCUGCACACACUUAGAACCGCUGACAAAGACAAGUUUUCUCUAGGACUCGGGCAAGUAGGGCCUUUGGUCAGCAGUGCUCUUUGUCAGACCACCUGCCUGCUGAUACCUUCCAAGCUCCUGCGGCAGAAUCAGCCUCCUCUGUACUCAGAGCUACUGCAGCAGCUGCUUAGGACAGGCUGCCACCUGGUGGCUGGAAGGCUCUGCACACCAGAUGAGAAACAAAGGCGGCACAUAGCCGAGCUACUGAGGCCCUCUGCUGGUGAAACACUUCUAUGUGAGGGCCCCUGCCUUAUCAUUGCUUUGCAAGCAGACAAUGCCGUCACAUGUUUCAAUAUCAUUCUUGAGAGCAUUUACAGGAAGAGACCGGACCUGAGGAGAGUUACAACGAAACUUCUUUACCCAAACUCUGAAAGUAAGGCAGUGAAAUUGCUGUGUUACCUUUUUGAUGAUCUCUGUCUUGACAGUCAUCACCGUGUAGCACCACCAUAAGCAGGAGUUAUUCCAUUAUAGGUACCUAGUGCUAAAUAUUUAGCUUUUUAUAUUUUCACAUGAAUGUGAUUACAGACAUUACUGGCAUGUUUUUACAUUGAAAUGAAGACUGUCUUAAUAUUACUAGUGCCCAUAGACACUUAACUCUUGAACAGUCAUAUUGUAUUCCUUAAAUUGAUUCUAACUUACCCAAAAAGACGAACUGUUCUUCGUCUACUCCGUAACUGAUGGUUCAUAAGUAGGGAUGGGAGGGAAAGAAGACGACAAAACACUCGAGGCAGGUUAAAGAUCAAAAAUUAUUUAAUUCCCAAGAUGACAAAAAUAAUUCCAUGAAUUCUGUAAACCAUUGCAUAACUGCUGUAGUGUAGACAAGUGUUAACAAUUUUAAAUGAUACACUACAAGAGAAAGAUUAUGCAUUAUAAAUAAUACCAUCUUAAGUAAUUCUAGUGAUGAAAAACCUCUCUGGCCAUCAAAACAUACAACUAUUCCAUAAAGAAGCCUCCAUAACUUAAACACAGAACUCCCAGUAAAAUGGUUUAAGGUCUUGUGUUGACAACACAUACACAAAGUAUUAUAUUGACAGCAAAUUGUAUAGUAUUUCAACACUAAUUAGAAUAUAAGCUGUUCUAUAUAUUGAUGCAUACUGUACCAAAAUAAGGGAUAUGUUUCUUCCUUGCAAUAUAAAUGAUUUCCUCAUUUUGACUUUUGAGCUAAUAAAUCUGUGAGUUGCAGUUUCCUUUGAAAAUUGGACAUCUCUCUCUUUUCUACAGUUCUCCUGUAAAACCCUGAGAAAAAUACAUCUCAUAUUUCCAUCAAAUUGUUACAUGGAUAAAUACACAAACUUGAAAACUGCAACUGUGUUUAACUUAUAAAUUUAUUCGUAAUGUAAUCACAAUUCUCAAAACUAGUGCUACAUCAUUAUAGAUUAAUUGUUCUCUACGUUAUUCCAGUGACCCAUUUUAUAUCUAAUUUGAAUGGUACAUUCAAUAUUCAGGGAUUUAAUGUUCGAUUAACCGUAACAUUAAUUAUAGGGAACAGUGGUUCCAAAAAUGUUUUCUUUUUUUUUUUUUUUGUCCGUUUUUGUUUUGUUUUAUUAUUAUUAUUUUAUCCUCUUACAAAAGUGUACUAUUGUAAUGGGUAUUUCCCCCCUGGCUAGUUUGCUAAAUUUAACCAGUUUUAUAUGUAAUAUUUAUAUACAAGAUUGCAUAAAUCCUUAGGUUCAAUAAAUCACACUACUGAUAGAGAACAAAAUUAGAAAAACAAACAAACGAAUAAAAGAAAAAUCCACAAGAAUGCAAAAAGAAAGAAAUGAUUAUUUCCACUGAAGAGCAUUAUGGUAAAAUUUCCAAUACAUUAAUUUACACGUUGCUAAACAUAAGAGUCCUUGGUGCUUCUUUAAUUACAGAUGCCUGGUCUUACAUCAACAUGAAAUGGUCCUUUUUGUUAAAGAUUACAGUUGGUAUUCAAAUGGCUGAUGCAGACAGGGGGGCUUUUUGUGUAUAAGAUCAUGCUGUGGUUUAGAUUUAUGUGACUAAAUGAUUACUAUCUGCCAUUUUGUACAGAAAAUCACUGUUAAGCAAACAUUAACACAGAAAUUCAGUUGGAAGCCCAAACUCGAAAUGACUAGGUUUUAUAAAAACUCCACUUUAAUUCUGUCAUACUUCAUGAACGGUUCAGAUGAGCUGCUACUUUUAACACACCCUUGGGUAAAGAAUACAAUUUCAAAACACCUUAACUGUUACUCUGACAGUAGACACUGUGUACAUGCAUCAUCAUGCUGACUUCUCAACACCAAUAAAUGGUUCUUUAUCAGAAUAAUCAUCACUUAUUACUCAAACUGAAACGGUCAAAGGCAUGGCAGAGUAGUUUGUUUUAAUUAUUUUAAUACACUGGUCUGUAAAAUGUGUGUGACGGGCCUCUCGUGCAUUGAGAAAUACAGAUAUCUCUUAAAAUAUCUCAAGGCACUAAAAUUCGGCUCAUUUCCUAAACUGGAAUUAUCUAUUUGUUCAAUCAAAAAUACUUUCAAUGUGUUAUUAUUAAAGGCACAAAUUUGUUCCAAAGAGACUUGAUCCUCACAAGAUUUAACGAUAUUAACAAGCGGAAUGACUGAUUGUAAAUCAGACAUUUAAGUGCAGGCCCGUGUAUUUUUUAAAUUUUUUAUUCUUUUGUACAUUUUUUAUUUUAUUUUUAUUAUUACUAUAACAGGCAAGUGUAACUAGGCCAAAAAGUGAGGUUUAAGGCUAGGAAAUGUAGAUACUUGAACAGUUUUCAUAAAAUGUAACCCACUGUCUGUCUCAGCCAUUUCAACUAGCAUGAACAAGGGACCCAUUUUACAUCACAAUCAAAUAUGCUCUACACAGCCAUGGUAGACAACAUUUGACAAUACAAUAACAGACUUCAAGGUUCAGAAAAAAAAAUAAAAUAAAAGUUUGAAGAUUUCUUAUUUCAUAUCUAAAUUCUUCAGAUCCCAACUAAACAGACAGAAAAACAAACACCAGGAAACUAAAGAAAGCACCUUACGGGCCGAGUACUCUUUUAAAUUCCUGACAGCAUACAAGUAGUGCACAACAACUAAUGUUUCAAAACAGAUUUCAGAAUUUUACGAAUAAGUACUAGUAAUAUAAAAAGAAAUAAUAUAUACUUCAAAUAAGCACUAAUCCAUAUGGCCACUUAGGAAUAUUAACACAAUUAUUCAUUCAUUACUAUAACAUUCCUUCACUGUAGAUUACAGCCAAUUCAAUACUAUGUUAUCGUUUUCACUGAGAAAUUGGAGAGAAAAAAAAAACCUUUAUAUUCAGUUUAUAAAGAAUUGUGAUUCAUUAGGAUUUUUUUUUUUGAAUGCACAUUAUGUAAAUAAGGUACUAGAUUUGGUCAUAUUCCUAACUAUUUCCUCAGAAUGUUAAAAUGAAAAUGCAGUUAUAAAAUUGAAGAGAGAACAAAGAAGAGUAAAGGUCUUUGGUAGAAACUACAAAAAUGGGCAUUCAGUCCAUUAAUAUUGUCAGCAAAAGCAGUUGGCAUAGUUGUCCUGUCAAAUUAAACAUUGAAAAACUGACAUAGUAAUUGUACACCACUUCAGUUGAACCUUGAAACAAGUAUAAACUACAAUACCACUUUGGUUAAUUUGAGUAAAGUCCACAUUUGAUUUGACCGCACUCUUCGUUUGAGAAAUAAAUGUUGUGUGAGAUCUCAAACAUUUCAACCACAUUUUAUAGUUCAACAAAACCCUACGUUAUGGUCCAAUAACCAAACAAUGGAACCAAUCCCUCAACAAAGUCUUGAACACUUGAGUGCUGGAAACAUCACAAUAUCCCGAGCUGCUUUGAUCCAUUUCAACCUAUCUAUGUCGCCCAUCGUACGGAAAAGAACACGUCUUUGCUAAUCGGACUAGAAAAGAUAAGCACAAAGUCAAUGCGUUUGAAGCAUUGCGCAAAAAUAUUUUCGAAUACUCGACUGUGAUGCCUGACCAACAACUGGAUACAUCUGCUCAACACAAACACAUUUGGCAGUGUGAUUUAGAGCUUCAGCUGGUUAACAAAAGUUACACACUGACACAUGCAGUGACAAAUCAGUCAAGAACAUCAGCUACAUACAGACCUUGUGGAUUAAGAUACGAACGCAAGAAAGCAAGCAGAGAAAUCACACACAUAUACGUAUAUGUAUGUGUGUGUGUGUGUGUGUGUGUAUAUUUUAUAUAUAUAUAUAUAUAUAUAU